Molecule: messenger RNA, 5646 nt
Organism: Oryctolagus cuniculus (rabbit)
Lineage: Eukaryota; Metazoa; Chordata; Mammalia; Lagomorpha; Leporidae
Source: RefSeq, a predicted model, not a curated record
CCCGGGCGCGGCCGCGUGGUGGCGCUGCAGGGCCGCGCAGGGAUCUGAGAGACUGAUGGAGCGUCCCACUUGGGUGCAGCAACUGGUCCGCGAGGGCGGAGGCCGCGCGCGGCUAUGUUUUCCACCAAUCGGGGGACGGUCGGAGGCUUCUUCUUGGCGGGUCGGAGUAUGGUGUGGUGGCCGAUCGGAGCCUCUCUGUUUGCCAGUAACAUUGGAAGUGGCCACUUUGUGGGGCUGGCCGGGACGGGAGCUGCUUCAGGCAUUGCCACUGGGGGCUUUGAGUGGAACGCCCUGAUCAUGGUGGUCGUGCUGGGCUGGGUGUUUGUUCCCAUUUACAUCAGGGCUGGGGUGGUGACGAUGCCAGAGUAUCUGCAGAAGCGGUUUGGAGGCAAGAGGAUCCAGAUCUACCUUUCCAUUCUGUCCCUGUUGCUCUACAUUUUUACCAAGAUCUCGGCAGACAUCUUUUCCGGAGCCAUCUUCAUCCAGCUGACCUUGGGCCUGGAUAUCUAUGUGGCCAUCAUUAUCUUAUUGGUCAUCACUGGGCUCUACACCAUCACAGGGGGCUUGGCCGCUGUGAUCUACACGGAUACCUUGCAGACUGCCAUCAUGAUGGUGGGCUCUGUGAUCCUGACUGGGUUCGCUUUUCACGAAGUAGGAGGGUACGAGGCCUUCACGGAGAAGUACAUGCGAGCCAUUCCCAGCCAGAUCUCCUACGGAAACACCUCCAUCCCACAGAAGUGCUACACCCCAAGGGAAGACGCCUUCCACAUCUUCCGAGAUGCCAUCACUGGGGACAUCCCCUGGCCCGGGCUCGUCUUUGGAAUGAGCAUCCUCACCCUUUGGUACUGGUGCACUGAUCAGGUCAUUGUGCAGCGUUGCCUGUCAGCCAAGAACUUGUCCCACGUGAAGGCCGGCUGCAUUCUGUGUGGGUACCUGAAGGUGAUGCCUAUGUUCCUCAUAGUGAUGAUGGGGAUGGUGAGCCGUAUCCUGUACACAGACAAAGUUGCCUGCGUCGUGCCCUCGGAAUGUGAGAGAUACUGUGGCACCAGGGUUGGCUGCACCAACAUUGCCUUCCCAACCUUGGUGGUGGAGCUGAUGCCCAAUGGGCUGCGGGGCCUGAUGCUGUCCGUCAUGAUGGCGUCUCUCAUGAGCUCCCUGACCUCCAUCUUCAACAGCGCCAGCACCCUCUUCACCAUGGACAUCUACACCAAGAUCCGGAAGAAAGCGUCUGAGAAGGAGCUCAUGAUCGCAGGAAGGUUGUUCAUGCUGUUCCUGAUUGGCAUCAGCAUCGCCUGGGUGCCCAUUGUGCAGUCAGCCCAGAGUGGGCAGCUCUUUGAUUACAUCCAGUCCAUCACCAGUUACUUGGGGCCGCCCAUUGCUGCUGUCUUCCUGCUUGCUAUUUUCUGGAAGAGAGUCAACGAGCCUGGAGCCUUUUGGGGGCUGGUCCUCGGAUUUCUGAUUGGGAUUUCCCGUAUGAUUACCGAGUUUGCCUAUGGAACCGGGAGCUGCAUGGAACCCAGCAACUGCCCCACGAUUAUUUGUGGUGUGCACUACUUGUACUUUGCCAUCAUCCUCUUUGUCAUUAGUAUCAUCACCGUUGUGGUUGUCUCCCUCUUCACCAAGCCCAUUCCAGAUGUGCAUCUCUAUCGUCUGUGCUGGAGCCUACGUAAUAGCAAAGAGGAGCGCAUUGACUUGGAUGCAGGAGAGGAAGACAUUCAAGAAGCUCCAGAGGAGGCCACUGACACAGAAGUUCCUAAGAAGAAGAAAGGAUUCUUCAGGCGGGCCUAUGACCUGUUUUGUGGGCUGGACCAGGAUAAGGGACCCAAGAUGACCAAGGAGGAGGAGGCUGCCAUGAAGCUGAAGCUCACAGACACCUCCGAGCACCCUCUGUGGAGGACCGUGGUGAACAUCAACGGUGUCAUCUUGCUGGCCGUGGCUGUCUUCUGCUACGCGUACUUUGCCUGAGUCCCGGCCGCUGCUGCCACUCGGCAAGGCUGGCGUGUGUACUCUCUGCCUGCCUUUCAUCCCAUGCUGCGGUGGCGAAGGGGAAUCAAUCCCUUGCAAAGUUUGCCCCAUUUGGAUAAAUGUCUAUAUGUAAAUUACAGGCUGGUUGGAGGAAAAUCGUUAGUUGGCUGUUCACUUGCGUGUUUGAAGCCAGUCUGAUCCAGUUGUGUGGGCCUAUCAGAGCUGCAGAUGGAAAAUUCUCCUUAGAUCCAGACAAAGGCAAAGAAGAAGCCCCAUGGUGUCUGAGCAAGGCCCUCGCAGGUGGAUUCCAACAGAUCAACCUCGAUGGUCGUACUUGAAUGUUAUUAUAAGUGUGUCGGUCUCCCUGGUCUUUGCCCUUUUCCAUGUAUAACCUCUUUCUCCUAUAUUUUUUAAAAGAAAACUUUCCCACCUGUCAUCAUACCUCUGUCAAGUUUCCCCAGCACAAGAAAAGUCAACCUGCUAAACGGAGGAAUGCGUGGGAGCUGUGGAUGGGAGCUUGAUGGGGUCCCUGGCCCCGUUGUUUGCUCUUUGAAAUGGUGCUGGGGGUGGAAGUCCUGAAGUCCUUAACUCAAGGGGAGACCCCCAGGAACCAGCCUCAGCCCACUCAGUGGAAAGCAGGUGCUCACGAAUGCAGGGGCUUUUCUGGUCUUCUUAACAGUGUCCAUUGCAAGUUCCCAGGGUUUGGGAUUUCAUUCAUUGUGGCCUUCCCUGGGCCUGGGCCACUCAUCCAUGUUUGCUGAUUAAAUGGAUGUCGUAGGCAUUUUUCUAUAAACAAGCACGUAAUUUUUAAGCCCAGCCUGUGGUGGACCCUUUCUUGCGGCUGCACAAGACCAGAUCUUGUGCUCUCUGGUGAAUAUAACCAAUCAGAAUGCAGGCCCCCUCUGCCUCCUGGUGCUGAGGUCAAUCCAUGAGCUUAGGAAGUGACACUGUGUCCCAGGAUAGAGCAGACGCACCUGCUGGGAGCAUCCGUCAUUUAAAGCAGCCUACACUGAAAUGAUUAGCCUGGGAUUCUCCUUCUCAUGAAUCCACAGGACCACAGCAGUUCCUUUCUGAGGUGGUCUGGUAACCACGCUUAGGGUUGGUGGAUUCUGCUCCAGACGUGUAGCCAAGAGGAGCAUAUUUCUUGCUGCAUUGUUUUCCUAGGUGGAAAUUCCUUUCAUUUCAUUUAAUGCAUUAAGUGUUUGAAUUUCACCUGGGCAAUCUUAAUAAUACAAGGGCGAUUAAAAAUGUUCAUCCGAAAAUGGAAUUGAAAGAUGUUUGUUUUUGGUGUGAAAAAUUUUUGAGGGGCUGGCAUUGUGGUGCUGUGGGUUGAGCCGCUGCUGGCAGUGCUGGCAUCUCGUGUCAAAGCACUGCUUUGAGUUCCGGCUGAUCCGCUUUGGAUCCAGCUCCCUGCUGUGCGCCUGGAAAGGCCGUGGGAGAUGGCUCAAGUGCUUGGGCCUCUGCACCCAUGUGGGAGCCCAACCAUAACUGCUGCAGCCAGCUGGGGAGUGAACCAGAUGAAAGAUCUCUCUCCCCACCCCACCCCAAGUCACUUUGCCCUUCAAAUAAGUAAAACAACAAAUCUUCAAAAAAUUUUUUUUUAAAUUCACACAUAGAUUUUUUUCCACAAGACACAUUUAUUUUUCAUGAAGACCUCUCCUUCACAUGGAUUUCAGCAUUCUUUGCUUUGAAUUAAACUUGCCUUUUAAUUCCAUUCUCCACAAACUUUUUUAGGUGACCUCAUAUUGUACCAUAAUCCCAUUGAAGUGAAGGAAAAGUCACCAUUUUCAUAUGGCUGAUUUCAGUGUACCUGGGAAAGAGCUGGGGUUCCUGGGUAUACAAAUGGCUCAGCACAUAAAGGAACGGCUUGUUCCUGUGGAAGGAAAUAACAGCACCAGUUGCAGUUGCCUUCUCAUUCCCCUGCAUCCGGGAGGGCAAGAAGCAAAAGUGGCUUAUUCCGCGGCUCGAGCAUUCCUCAGCCUUGGGUGGAGUUUGUGGUGUUCUGAGCGUUGAGAGAGUAAAGGCGAGCACUAAGUGCUGGUGCAUGGAGUAGGCAAGGUAUCUAGAUGGCCCUGGGUCCCAUUCCCGACUUUCUGAUUGCAUCUCAACUGUGGGUUUUUCUCUUUGAAGACCACUUUCUGUGGUUGUGACAAGGACACCUUGGAAAGGGGGUGAGACCCCAUCCAGAAGCUCUGUGAAGCUGCGUUAUAGUCCCACAACUCAAAAUGUAUUAUUCGAUAAAGAUAAAAACACUCCAAAAUCAGAACGUCUAGACAUGCUAGAUACAUAGAUAGGGAACAGCGGAUAGCAAGAGAUAAGGAUUCGGAAGCUGGAAGCCAGCGUAGCUGAGAGCGGAAGCCAGCAACUCAAACGCUUUAAAAACAGGUGGCUGUAUGGAGACGAUUUCAAAACCUACAGUCAACCUGGAGUAAGUCCGUCUGCCUGAUGUUGCUUUAAAGGAGAUGAGCCACUCGGAUAACCGGGGACCAGCAAAUGAUAGCUUGUACUAUGGCAGCCAAUGAAAAGGACCUUCUUGAUGCACAACUGUCGCCAGCAAUGUACGCAUGCCUUUCCCAGUCAGGUGCAGGGCUUCUCAGGUGGCCAUCUCUAGCCAGGAACUGCUGGAGCACCUGCUUCAGCAGAUUUCGGGACCUCACCCCAGAGUUUUUGAUUUAGCAGACCCAGCGUGGGGCCUGGGAAUGAGGACUUCUGAUAAGCUCCCAGGUCUGGACCUCCAGUUAGAGUUAAUUUCUGCAGGGUUUCUAUAUCACCACCAAGGCAGGCAGAACAGAGGGACCCCUCCCCCCCGUUUUUUUCCUAAGGCCUCCUUUGAGAUUUUGAGUGGCAUCUCAGAGCUAAAAAAUAAUUUCUGAAGCCAAGGUGUGGGUAUGGGCGAGGCACGUUAUGACGCUAGCUUCAAGGGAAAAUUCUACCACAAUAUAUGUUAGGGGCCAUCUACUCGAUUCUGGCCUCCUUUCUAUGGGCUCAAACCUGACAAUUUAUUUUUAUUUUUAAACUGACAAAUAAAAAUCGUGUACAUUGAUGGCAUGCAACAUGAUGUUUAGACAUAUAUAUGUGUGUACCUCGUGGAAUGACUGAAUCAAGCUAAUUAGAAUUACUUCAUGUAUGAGGAGUGCAAGUCAAAAAUGUUCAUGGAAAUAGAUUUAUAAGAUAAAUUCAUUUUGGUGCCAAUUUUUUUUGAGGUCCAUGCAUACCAGGGGUCUUCCAGAGGUCCUUGAAAAAUGCAUGGGGUGGAAAAAAAAACUAUGCAUGGAUUUUUGCAGCAAAAUGGAUGGGACUGGAAGCCGUUAGGUGACAUAAAAGAAGCCAGACCAAAGUACAAAUAUUGUGAGUUCUCCCUCACAUGGGGCCGUUAAAAAUAGUUGCUCUGAACUUAGAAGAAUAAUUACUGGAGGCUGAAAAGGAUGAGGGGGCAGAUAGAAGUAAUAAGUUGGAGUGUUUAAUAGCAGUUCGCAAUGAUGUUUACACACUGAAGAACAGGCAGAGAGAAGCUUGUGGGUCCCAAACAUAAAGUAAGGGAAUGGAAAUUACAACAUCCUGAUUUGGUCAGUUUAUGCUGUAUACAUACGUUGAAAUUUUACAUUGUACCACUGUAAAAGUAUAAGUACGACAUGUUACUAAGAUGAUUUUUCUGUCACAAUAAAAUUAUUUUUAAUGCAA